Messenger RNA from Calidris pugnax (ruff), 4839 nucleotides. RefSeq names its product endoplasmic reticulum metallopeptidase 1 (gene ERMP1). Gene Ontology annotation, molecular function: metalloexopeptidase activity. The transcript has 15 exons. The record is from RefSeq and is a predicted model, not a curated record. Lineage: Eukaryota; Metazoa; Chordata; Aves; Charadriiformes; Scolopacidae. Gene Ontology annotation, biological process: proteolysis. The coding region runs from base 33 to 2726 and encodes 897 amino acids.
GCGCGGCGGAGGUCGUGCCGGCAGCCGGGCCCAUGGAGCGGGGUGCGGCGGCGCCUGUGUGGCGGCUCCGCGCCGGCGGCGGCCACCGGGACCGCGACCGGGCUCACCCUCCGCCGCCGCGGGAGGAGGAGGGGGACGACGACGACGGUGGCGGAGACACGGGCGGGAAGAAGCGUGGCGGGUCGCGGCGGCGGCGGCGGCUGGUGGUGCCGCUGUCCGAGGGCCGGGGGGCGCCGGCGGUGCUGCUGUACCUGCUGGGGCUGCGGGCGCUGGUGCAGCUCUCGCACCGGCAGCUGCUCAGCCAGCCCUCCCCCGCCGGUCCCCGCGACUUCAGCGCCCCCCGCGCCAGGGGCUAUCUUGACAACAUAACAGCAAUUGGGCCCAGAACAGUUGGAAGUCCAGAAAAUGAAGUUCUUGCAGUUAACUACCUCUUAGAACAAAUUAGGGCAAUAGAAAGAGAAAGCACAGAUGCUCACAAGUUAUCCGUAGACAUACAGAGGCCCACAGGCUCCUUCAGCAUUGACUUUUUAGGAGGCUUUACUAGUUACUAUGCAAACAUAACCAAUGUUGUAGUGAAGCUGGAACCACGAAACGGAGCUGAGCAUGCAGUGUUAUCCAAUUGUCACUUUGAUUCCGUACCAAAUACCCCGGGUGCCAGCGAUGAUGCUGUUAGCUGUGCAGUCAUGCUUGAAAUACUCAACACGCUUUCAAAAUCAUCAGAGCCCCUGCAGCAUGCUGUCAUAUUUUUAUUUAAUGGCGCAGAAGAAAAUAUCUUGCAGGCUAGUCACGGCUUCAUUACACAACAUGAGUGGGCCAAGUCAAUUAGAGCUUUUAUUAACCUGGAGGCAGCAGGUGUAGGAGGAAAAGAACUUGUUUUUCAAACAGGACCUGAGAAUCCUUGGUUGGUGCAAGCUUAUGUAGUUGCAGCCAAACAUCCCUUUGCCUCUGUGGUGGCACAGGAGAUAUUUCAGAGUGGUAUUAUCCCAGCAGAUACAGACUUCCGUAUCUACAGGGACUUCGGCAAUGUUCCAGGAAUAGAUUUGGCUUUUAUUGAGAAUGGCUACAUUUAUCAUACAGAAUACGACACAUCAGACAGAAUUUUAACAGAUUCCAUUCAGAGAGCAGGUGACAAUAUUCUAGCUGUACUAAAAUACCUAGCAACAUCAGAUAAGUUGGCUAAAUCUUCUGAGUAUCGACACGGAAAUGUUGUGUUCUUUGAUGUACUUGGUUUAUUUGUCCUGGCUUAUCCUGCCCGUGUUGGCACCAUCAUGAACUACGUAACAGCAGCAAUUGCUUUUCUUUACUUAGGCAAGAAAGUAUUACAGCCCAAAACCAGAGCUGUUCAAAACCUGAAGAGAUUAUUUACUGCGUUUGGCCUAACGCUGUUGGGCUGGGUCUGCACGCUGGUGGCAGUCCUUAUAGUGGCAGUGUUUGUCUCCGCCAUCGGACGGUCUCUGUCUUGGUACAGCCAUUUCUACGUGUCCGUGUUUCUGUACGGCACUGCGGCUGCAGCUCAGCUCAUUCUUGUGCACACACUAGCCAAGAAGUUUUUCUACAAGAAUGUGAAUGAGCAGUACCUGGGAGAUAUUUUUUUUGAUGCCUCAUUGAUGAUUUGGUCUAUAGCAUUGGCUGUGAUUACUCAGAUAGGCCUUUGUUCAGCAUUCAUUUGUACACUAUGGGUCGCAUUUCCUUUACUCACUAAGCUGAUGAUCCAUAAAGAAUUCAGCCAAAAAGGUGCCACCAUGAAGUUUGUCAUGAUGUACAUGCUGGGAAUGUUUGUUCCCUAUCUGUAUAUGAUGUAUCUUAGUUGGACUGUAUUUGAGAUGUUUACUCCUAUCAUGGGACGAAGUGGUUCAGAAAUUCUACCAGAUGUGGUGCUGGCAGGAUUUAUUGUUGUCAUCACUAUGAUACUGUCAUCCUAUUUUAUUAACUUCGUUUACCUUGUCAAAAGUACAAAAACGACGCUAAUAACUUUAACUGCUGUGUUUGUAGUCACUCUGGUUCUGGUUUGUAGUGGAAUCUUCUUUCCUUACAGUUCUGAUGCAGCUAACCCAAAACCUAAACGAGUCUUUCUCCAGCAUACGAGCAGGAGAUUUCAUGAUCUAGAUGGAAACGUGAUUAAAAGUGACUCUGGUAUAUGGAUUAAUGGAUUUGAUUAUAACGGAAUAUCUCACAUAACGCCGCAUGUCCCUGAAAUCAAUGACACCAUUAGGACUCCGUGCGAUGAGCAGGCUCCUUUCUGUGGCCUCCCUUGGAUCCUGCCAGUGCAUUUCAUGUUCCGGAAAAACUGGUAUCUUCCUGCUCCAGAAAUUUUUCCAAGAAGCCCCAUUCACUUUAAAGUUCUGUCAAAGGAGUUGAUGCCCUGGGACAAUGUGAGGUUAAGCUUUGAAGUAUCUGGUCCAAGUCACAUGUCUCUGUAUGUCCGGCCGCACGAAGGGUCGGCUCUGUCCAGCUGGUCCCUCGGGGACGGCACGCCGGUGGCUAGCUUAGGAGGAGACUACUUUGUGUUCUACUCCCACGGGCUGCAGGCUGCGCCAUGGCGCUUCUGGAUAGAGCUGACGGCCCCUGAAAAGCAUUCUGAUGGAAUAGUCUCCCUCGCCGUAGCAGCACAUUACUUUUUUGGGGAAGAUCAAAAGUCACCUCAGCUCUCUGCCUUACUGGAAAGUUUUCCAAACUGGACAUUUUCUUCUGGUUGGUCCUGCACUUACGACCUUUUUGUCUUUUAACGUCGACAGCACGGCUGUGCCAGUAGGGUGAUCUCUCUGACACAGCAUGCUGUUGUAGCAGACACAUUCUAACAAGACACCAGAGACUAUAACAAGAAUUUUAAGUACUUUUGGUGACAAAUGGUGGUUUUUGGCAGUUUGACUACUUGAAGCAUACUGCUCUCUUGGGGAUAUAGUGAUAUAUGGUGUCAAUGUGAAUACAGUUCACCUUGUUUUCUUCCGCUGAAAUGGCAGUUUGAUUAGUGGGUUUCUUAAAAUGAGAACUGCAUUUGAGGAGGUGUCAUUCGCAUAACGUGACGGCAACUGUGGUGAAAGGGCCUCGUGAAAUUAUUUUUGUAUUAUGUAAAAUAUAACCAUACUUUGCACACACGUGGGGUUUACUGCCUACCAAUCCUGUCCGUCCUUUUGAAGUAAGACCUUCAGCUAAAAGAUGCUUGUUCACAUGGGGGGGGUAGUGCUGGCAAAGCUGCAAACAUUACUUUUGUCACUGAAGACUAUGAUGCUUGUGUAGGUUGCAUUUACAGUCCUUGGCAAAUGCACAAUGCAGAAAAAUUGAUAUUAUGAUGGAAUGUGGUAAUUAUUUAUCUAGAUUAUUGUCUCCAAAUAAUACAUCUCCGAUAAAAACUUCAGUUCCUACCCUUUUGCCUCUAUCUUCAGUGUUACAACUUGAGUGGGUAAGUUUGACCUGUCAUCUUUUGGUUUUAUUUCUGUUGGGAUCUUUCAGUAUCAGUAUAUAAGCAUGUCACUUGCUCUCUUGUAUGUAAGAGGGCUAAGUCCCCACUCCCUCAUGUGGAUGUCUUAUUAUUAACCUACUCUAAAUUUAAAGUUAUCUUCUAAUUUAUUAGAAUUGGCUAGUUUUUGGUAUCUCCUCUGGAGAGACUUUUGGUAGUGUGACAGUAUUGCACUUUGCUAAUACAUUUAACCAUUUCUUAAAAUACGGUUUGCUUUCCAUAAGGAAAAAUACCAAGAAGAGUCAUCUUUAAAAAGAUGUCUAAUAUGUCUGGAUUGCUCUUGUUUUAAUUCCACAGGAUGGGUUUUAUAAAUGACUGUGAGUGACUUAGAAUGUUGUCCAGUUUUAAUUGACAAGCUUUGAGUUCAGAAACCACUGGUCUCUUUGGUUUUUUAAAUACUCCCAGGUUUUUUUCAGCGCAGUGUAAUAGUUAGUGUUACUUUCUGAAAUUCAAAGAACUUUGUGUACCUGAAGUAACAACUUCUUGCUUUUUUCCAAACUAUACAUAAAACAUUCUGUGACAUCACUGCCAUGUUACAAAUUGUGCUAAUUAGUAUUUUGUUCAUCUCAUGAGUAUUGCCAAAUCUCAUGCAAAGCAGAUUUUUGCAUGCAUCAUCAUUUUGAGUACUGGGAAGUUUACAGGACAUGUGAAAGAAAAUUUUGUAAGACUGUGUGAGCUGCAAUGGACAGCAGCUCCUGGAUCAGCUGUUUUUCCUUCAAAUUGUUCUGCAGUGGUGUAUGCUAGUGGCAAGAACCAGUUUUAUUUGUUAUGAUAUACAUUCGUGAAGAUUGCAAACCGACUCAUGGACUAGGGAAGGAGGUUUAAUUACUGUAAUCAUAAUGAACUGGCCAUAAACCUUAAGACCAAUAGUCUUUCUACAUUAACAUGUGCAUUAAUCAUCACUCGAUUGUAUCUGAUUUGAAACUACAAUCCCUAUAUUAUGCAUUUAUUAUUUUUUUAAGAAGUACUAUUAAUGAUUUGAAAAAGAGUUUUAUUUCAUAACUCCUGUGUCUUGAAUAUCAAUAAAUGUUUUGUACUGUACUCUAGCUGAUGCACAGCUAGUUAGCUGAAGCUGCACUGAUAUUUCCCAUGUUCCUCAGUUUUGAUUUUUAUCUUGUGUGUUGCCUCUGAUUUAAAGCUUUGAAAAAGUGCUGCGUGAAGAAUUUGUACUGGGAGCCAAAAAAAUAAAAAUGCCUGUCAGCAAUUUCUGCAACUUCAGUGAAGCAAUAACUUUUGCUAACUCAGGAUGUAGCCUUUAUUAAAUAAUUUAAUUAUGAGGGAUGUCUAGUUUGUUGUAAAUUUCUAUCUUUGUAAAUAAAGUGAAACUUAAUCAGUGAAACCCAAUUUUCAGCAUGAUUAAAGGCAUAUUUGAGUUGGUUUUA